Molecule: messenger RNA, 1552 nt
Organism: Marchantia polymorpha subsp. ruderalis
Lineage: Eukaryota; Viridiplantae; Streptophyta; Marchantiopsida; Marchantiales; Marchantiaceae
Source: the annotation of a GenBank genome assembly
GAUGUUGCUGCCAGAGUGGCAGCGAUGGUGAAGGGCAGCCGAUGACUCAGAAUCGUGACGAGGAGUUGCUGGAGAUGGUGGUCGAGAGGCUAGAGCCGGUUGCCGGUCAUGUUUGUCGAUGGCCUACCGGCGCAAGGAGCGAAUGAAGCUCUCCACUUGUCGUCACUCGCCAUGCUUCGAAUUUCGCAGAUGCUCAGUGACAGUGCGGGCAUCGCAAGCAGCUGCGCUUAUCGGGAGCGAGCUGUGAGAUGUGAGAUUUCGGGAUGCAGCUGAACGCUGCGAGAGUUCAGUGUCGUCGAUCGUGGUCAGUGGACUUUCGACCUUCAGGGUUUCAGUCGUUUUAUUGGCUCGAAUAAGAAGGCGAAUGAGCUCGGUUCCCUAGUCGGAUCAACAGGCUCAUGAAUCCCGUGAUCUCGUCCCAGCUCGAUGCUUUGAAUCCUUCGCAGAGGCAGAAACUCAAGUGUCGAGAGAAGGUUUCGUGAAUCAUGCCAAUGGAAUGGUGGGGUGUGUAGUUCGUCCGGUAGAACUUCGAGUAGGAGAAUGGACCCUUGGGAGUUUGCCUUCGAGCACGGCAUUCCAGCUUAUGUGUACUCGUUAUUUGCAGCAUCUAACGUCCCAACUGUCAUCUUACAUCAGUCAGCUGGAAUCAGCAAGCAUUCUAAAGCUACCGAGAAACACUCCAGCCAUCGAGGUGGCAGAAUCCCCGAGCUAUUACGAUCUGUCUUGGUGCAUGCACCCGGGAAGUCGUGCCAUUCUGGAUAAGGUGGCCAAAACCUAGAGACUGAAGCCGGAGAAGCUGGAGGUGGCAAGAGAUGUCCUCUAGGACUGCGGCAACAUGUCAGGAGCUUGAGUGAUGUUCGUGCUCAGAUCAUAUGAGGAGGCGAUCGGCCGAGAAGUCUUUUAGCAGCACUGGAGAAGGAAGCGAUUGGUGACUUUUGCUAGGAUUUGGAACAGGUCUAAUCAAUGAAGUCUCUGUUUUGAAAGCAAUUGCCACCGGUCCGUGAACUUUUGAGUUCAGACAGAUCAAUCAGACCACCCCUGAAAUUAUAAUCCUCUCGUCCGCAGUUACGACAACACCAUGGCGUUGCAUGGUCAGGAACCAGUACGCUUAGUAGUGACGACUCAAAGAGUCUUGAAGGCACCUGGAACCUGAAGCCAUCAUAUCGUUCGUCUGUGGUCACACACGAGGAUUUUGCCGUAUUCUGAGAACGGAACCAAGCCAUAAAGGUAGAUCACAGCCCAAGACAUCAAUCGUUCUCUUACACCUUUCAAUUAUUGUUGUCUCGAAGGAGGAGAUGAUCGAGACGUGUAUCUUAUAUCGACUGUACAUAGAAAGCAAAGCUCCAUCAACUUGCAAACACUCCUAUCUGAAGCCGUAUUCACAAUUAUCUUCUCUAUUAUGCAAUCUCUUGGAGAAAAUGUCGAUAAUAUGUGGAUGUUCAAAUCAGAUACAGUAUCACCUUCAAUCAUCAUCAUGCAACAAUGUCGAAUCGCCAGGCUGGAAAUGAUAUACAAACUGCAAUCGUGCUUUCAUGGAGUAGUCAGAUGUCGU